Phytomonas sp. EM1 is the source of this 4962-nucleotide messenger RNA. The record is from the annotation of a GenBank genome assembly. Lineage: Eukaryota; Euglenozoa; Kinetoplastea; Trypanosomatida; Trypanosomatidae.
AUGGUUACAGAUCUCUUUCUGGGCCGAUCAGCUACCGGUGUUGCCAGCCCUGCACGACGCGGUACCCAUAGUAGACGCGGAAGUGUGGUCUCUGAAGCACGGCACAGCGAUGGCGGAACUCGACGGCGGCCUACGCACAGUCGAGAUUCCACAUCCUACAUUGACGGCACCGCGGGACUGAAACAGGACGGGGAGACGGACUUUCAACUUCUUGCCAGUUGCGCCGCCCAGGUGCAGCGGAACCUCAAGACGAGCUCUAAUUCACCCAGUUCCUUCCACACUUUGGCCUCAUACUACACUAGAGUGACUCCCUUAAUUGAAAAUCGUCCGUUUUGCGUGAGCCUUAGCUAUUCUACUUUCUUGUUUCAUAUGCAGAUGUCACGGAUCAGCUUGUCCGAUGUUGAUCUGUAUGUGAAGCUCAUCACCACUGUUCUUUCCCAAAUGAACGAUACCGAACGGCUGCGCCACCCUUUUGUGCAGCAAGUGUUGCGCGAUCAUGUGCUAGGCCUUUCUUCGCCCACUUGCCGCGGUGGUGCGCACUGUGUGGUGCUCCUCCCCCCUCAACAGUACCGUGCAUUUGCUACCAUGGCGUGCAAUCUGUUGGAGCUCGACAUUCUUCCCAUGGACAUAACAUACCAAUUUCAAGAUAAGUUGAGAAGUUAUUGUAAUUCGUUAUCUCCUCUAGUUGCCAAUCGUGCGUUGGCGCUUCUAGUAAAAACUGUUGACCAGGUGCGAAUCGACGAGCAGGUUACAUCUCUACAGUAUGUGCUAAAGACGAAGCCAACCAUGAUGAAUUUAGAUUUUUUGUUAGCCUGUUAUGAGCGCUUGAAACGAGCGGUGACGGACCCGGCUAACGGCCCCAGUUUCGGCCGCGCACUUUCAAUUCAUUGCAGCGAACUCUUCCUACGCUUUCGCUCUCCCAUUCGACGAGAAUAUGUGGAAAGGUACCUCUACCCAAGCCUGUGCCACCCUGACAUGGCGGGCUUCCUAGAUACCGAAACAAUGAGACGACACCUCUUCCAAGAGCUGCUGCCGAUGUGCACCUCUGGGUUAAGCACAGCUAAUCCAUUCUACAUGUGUAUCUGUGCCCUAUUACAAAGCAGGUUCGAUGAUGAAAUCGAUGGGGCUAUCGAAAUCGUAACACUCAUUGACAGCCAAAUGCCGCACGCAGCCUACUUCAUGUCCGCGCUUGCAAUCGACACGCAUAUGUCCGUAUCAAUGUUCGCCAAGGUAGUUAUUGCACUCUCCCGUGGUGCAGGACUAGCUAUGACCGGACAUGAAGUUCCCGAUGAAGUGGCCACAACCAUCAACAAAAGUCGAGCGAAUGUCUAUAAUGUUCUUUUUGUGUUGCGUGAAGUCGUGCGCACGUGUUCAGUGACCGAUUCCCGACGUGCUGUUGACAUGCUCAAAGCCCUUCGCAUCGCCGUACCUAUCAAAUCAAUAGAGGCCCUUGGCAAGUUAUCCACUGAAGCUUUUGAGGGACAUUGUGAUAUUCCAGUCGACCCACAGCUGCUUUGCGCAGAGUUGGCGAUGGUGUUACAUUAUGAACACAUAGUUGAGGCUGUUGAAUCCUCUGUGGAGUACUUCACUGAUGUAUCGACACAGUGCCACUAUUGCGGCAUGCAGCGCAGUGUUUCCUUGAUCUGCUCUGUGAACGGAACUAUGCAUGUGGUUGGGCAGACUUCCGUCAGCCGUGUGCUCUCCACUCUUGCAGAGUGUGCGGGCUCUAAGGUGCUGGUGGAAAGGCUAAUUCAAUAUAUGCGUGACCCCGUUACUCAAAUGAAUAGCGCCGUGCACUUCUUGAUCUAUCACAUUAUCUCGAACGCUGGGCAGCAUCGCAAUACUCUAUUCGUAGCACUGGAACCCUACAUUCGCACUACACUUCUGGCGUUAGUUAGUAUGGAACGUAGCCACAACCAAAUUUCCAGUGAGCACAAGGCCAAUGUUUUAAUGCUACAUGUGAAACUUGUAACGCUUCUUUCUUCGACGAUCGAUGCGUCUUAUCUGGAAAGCAUCCUCAAGGUGUUCGCGGAGCUCAAACUCAACAACAAUCACGAUGCCCUUGCGCUAUGGUAUAUGUGUAAUGUCUUGCUACGGAAUUGUAAGGAAAAUAUCGAUCUUCUACCGACAGACCCGCAUGAAAAUAACUAUUGUGUUGACUUCCCUGGAUGCGCACCGAGGAGUGUCACGUGCGCUGACAAUGCACAGAUGUUGCUGAAGCUUCUAGAUCGCGCGCACAACUUUAGCGCAGAGACCAGAAAACUUGUAGGCUGCUGCGUGUGCAGGAUGAUCCAGGACUUUAAUAUGCAGGCACCAAACAUCGUCAGUGCAUUGCUUUCGUCUUUUGGGUUUGUUCCAAUCGGUCUGGAUUCCCUCAAUGAGUUUGCACUACCCGUGGGUGCGGGCAGCACGUUUUGGUCCUUUUUCUUGAAUCAGAUGAAGACUUCCGCUCCUGCGCGAACUGCCUUGAUGGUGGCACUGGCGAAGAGCAUGUCGCGACGUUUUCGCAUCGCAAAUCCCACCGAAGCGGUGGAGCCAUCUGGUGGUGAAGCAACAGGCCACCUUUUCUCAGUUAUGAUGUACGAGGCUAUGAAACGCAGCCCCCCUUUAGCUCGUGUUGUGCUCUACAUGAUUUCUCACUGGAUGAAGCAGUCAGAUCAUCUGCCUGGAAAGUUUGUAUGUCUUGUUUACAUUUGUGUGCAGCUCAUUAUCGUUAUUGUGGAGCGUGGUGAAGGGGAUGCAUCACGGGUUGAGAUCGAGGCUGAAACGGUACAGGAUCGUAUGCAGUUUGACAACAGUGUCAAGAAAGCCGCCAAGCUCCUAUCGACUCAGCAGUCUCGCCUCGAGAAGCUGGCACCGGCUGUGCAGCGCGAAAACACUGCCUUUUUCCAUCUUGUUCAUCGCCUACAUCGAAAAGUAUGUCACACUAUCGCAACCGUGAAUGGAGAAUCAGUCCCAUCCUUCGAUGGAUCAGAAAGCCAGCAAGGAAUAGGUGUUCCCAAGGGCCCAAAGGGCUCCAGUGCGUGGCAGGAAAACGUGGAGGCCAAUACCACUGCCCCAUUGGUUACCGAAAGUGUAGUGAACCUCAAUGAAUUGUAUAAUGCCAUGGACGACAGUGUUUUCAAUGACUUCCCUGAUGAAGGUGCAAACUUUGGAGACAGCGAAGAGGACGGCUCAGUCACACAUCACAGCAAUAUGUCGUUACCCCUUCCUGCUCCUGUCUCCAGUUCCACAGGCAACACUCAAAAGAAUGCCAAAGAUGGAUCAUUCUUUCCUCAGGAUGUCACUGAUGUUGUGGGUCGUCAUCCCGCUUCAAGCGCAGUGAAUCCAGGUGAUAUUGGUAGACUUCCGUCGCGUUCCAUGAACAAUACUGAGGAUGGGCAAUUGGGGGUUGAACCUGACGUAAAUAUCAAGCCAAACCAUGCCACUGCGACAGCAAGCAUGCGCGAAAGGCUAGUCGAUACGAGUAGUGGGGUUCCCACUACUACCACACAGCACUUAGGUGUCAACCAACAGUCAACUGUGAAUCAGGCAGUUGAUCACCUCAUUCAUCGUGCCGUUAGCCAUUCCGUGGGCACCUCGCCGGGUCUCCCUUCCCAUCAAUCUGACAUGCACAGUCCCCCCGGGCGGAUGGUACGCACCUAUGAUAAGGCUGUGACUGCUCCAUUUAUGAAAAGUUCCGGGACGUCGCCAAUCCAGUUUGACGGCGCCGCGGGGUUUAAAAUGCCCCCAGAGGCGCCUAACAAGUGUUCGAUGACACUGGUUGAGCGAGAUACCGAUGGCCGAGUCUCUGAAUGGGUGGAACCAGGCCUCAGUGAGGAGGAUCAGGGCGAUGUUACUCCCAUCGAUGAGAUCAAACCGCCUCAGCUUCAGGCUACUGUUUUGGCUGGCAGUUGCGAUGGUGUGGUGUUACCCUCUGGAAUGGUGCUGGAGUAUCUACGUACGCAUCAGGCUAUGGAUUCUCUACGCCAUGAGCUGCAGCAACUUGAGAAAAAUCUGAUGGAUCAACAAAUGGUGAAUUACAUGGGCCCACAUCAAGAGCAGCUUUCGGGGAAGGCCGCUUUCCCCUCUACGUCGGGUCUUCAGCAGCACCAACUCACUGUAGAGGGGCGGACCAAUAACUAUGGUGGGCCCCACCAAGUCUCGAAUCCAGCCCCAGGGCGCACCCUCGUGGCGCCUGUACACAUGGUGGAAACCUCACAGGUACGCCACAUGGGGCUAGCACGCCCCAGUGGCGGUACCACUCCCCAACAGAAGCAGUUUCAUGUUCAAGAUGACGGAACUGGCCUGGGAUCGGAUGGAGAGGAGGGCUUGGGAGAGGAGGUUGUAGAUGGCGAAGGCCCCAUUACUGCCGUCAGUGAGGAUCUCUGUGCUAAGCGGGUACGUGUGGAGCACCGACCACAGUGCGUUCCUAUUUCUUCAGAGACACCUUCAGACCAGUAUCGCGGAGUGAACUUUUUCCUGAAGCAAAACCAAGCCAACCAGGAAAACGUUAAUUCUGCAUUGCAGGAUAUUCGCUACAUGCAACGACAAAAAAGUGGUAUGGGCUCUUUGGUUGAAAAGCAGCAUGCUUCUGGAGCAGUUCGUCCUCACAACACAACGGGAGCGCACUUUUCAGGCGAGGAAGCAGAGAACGUGGCUCCUAGUUCUUCUCCCUAUCACACGCUUGUUUCGGAGGGGUUGCCGCCAACUACACCUUUUGGCCAAAUAGUGAUUCCGACCUGUUUUGUGGAGCAAAAAAAUGAUACCGCUGUGCAGGAGCUGCGACAAGUGAUGGGCGCCCACCAUCCAAACGACACCCGUCUUUCGCUAAAAGGCAAGCGCAGGAUACAAGGCAGCGGUGCUUUUGAGAGCGAGGAGACGAGUAACGGUAGGGCUAGCGCAGCUUGGUGGACUGAAAUGAGCUCUGCACCGAUGCCGACCUACGCAGCGGAUCCGCAAUACUCGAUGGAGUUAUUCUAA